Messenger RNA from Sporisorium graminicola, 4155 nucleotides. RefSeq lists its product as uncharacterized. Gene Ontology annotation, biological process: folic acid-containing compound biosynthetic process. The record is from RefSeq and is a predicted model, not a curated record. NCBI's taxonomy places the organism in Eukaryota, Fungi, Basidiomycota, Ustilaginomycetes, Ustilaginales, Ustilaginaceae. Bases 1 to 4155 code for a protein of 1384 amino acids. Gene Ontology annotation, molecular function: ATP binding; dihydrofolate synthase activity; tetrahydrofolylpolyglutamate synthase activity. Gene Ontology annotation, cellular component: cytoplasm; mitochondrion; cytosol. The transcript has a single exon.
AUGCCUUCGGCCGAUCCGAAGAAGGCGUUGCCAGGCGGUGGACCUGCGUCGUUGAUCACACUCAAGACGCAUCCGCCGCUUCCCGCGUUUAGCAUCCCUCACCGUGUGCCCGAUCCUUCCUCAGACAUUUCCUCAUUCAAGCUAUCCAUCCUUCGCAUUCUCACAGGUCAGACCAAUGCGCAGUCAUCGACCAAGCCGCUCACUUUCUCGGAGGAGGUCAAGGAAAAGGCCAUCAACGGCUGGAAGAUGCAGAUGCUCACGCUCGAACUUCGACAAAAGGAUGACCUGGAAGAACAAGAUCACGUCGACGAGGCACCACUGGAUGACGGCGACGCAGCAGGGUCCAAAGAGAUGCGUGGCUUUGAGCUUCAAGACCAUCACGAGUGCAGCCUCAUCGAAGAGGGGGACAUGAUCGUUGUGCGCCUCAAGCCCGGCCACACGCUGCAAGAGCUCGAGCUGCCAAAGCUCGGCUCCGACCAUCGCUACUCGGCACCCACAGGCUCGCUCACUCGGGCUGGCACGCUGUCCGAACCGCCGCCGUAUUCGAUCAUUCAACCAUCAGAGCCUUCCUCCUUCUCAUCAUCGGUCGGCGCACAGCCUAACGCCAACUACCAUCAGCAUCGGUACCAAGACUAUCGCUCUGCCUUCCGCGUCGUUACGGCCAACAACGUCGGCUCGGGUCACGUUCGUAGAAGCACGGCCACCAACACGGCCUACGCCGGCAACCCAUCUGGCCUCGGACAGGGGCUUAAUCUGCUGCAAUCUUCGUCAACCAGACCCGGCGGCAUGAAGGGAAAGCGUCGCUCGUCGUCUUCCGCCGCGCUGCCCAAGGCAAGCGCCAGUCCUAAGCUUGGCUCGACGGCUGUGUUGCCCGGUACAACCGCUGCAGGCGUCACGGGUGCUCCUGCCACCUCGACCAACCCUAGCACAGUCGCCCAUGCUGCAUCGACGAUUGACCAGCAGAACGUAGCCUCGCCGCCCAUGUCGCCCAGGCUCGGAUCCGGCACGGCCACUCCUGUUUCAGUCUCAGGUGCGCCUGAUGCGCCGCUGCGCAGGAACAGCUCGUCCGUCGUCACCGUCCAGGCGGGGCAGCGCUCCACCGCCGCACCAGCGACAGCGGCAGCUGCAUCUUCUUCAUCGCCCAAUCCAAACGGAAAGUCGUCGGCGCAGUUCCCAGCCAUGCCCGCCACUGCGCUUGUCAUCGGACCCGGUGUUCAGGGUCAGGUCGGGCGCAACCCUGCCAGCGCCGCUGCGCCCAUCGGAUCGUAUGGAGGCGCCGAGAUCAGCGAGUACGGCAACGCCAAGGGUCUGGUCGGCUUCACUUCGGCGGGCGGAUCAGACCUCAGAGCCAAACCACGACGCAAGCCAAGCAAGCAGAACAGUCAGGAGUACAUCUCAACAGCUGCGACAGAGACAAACGUACUCGAUACCAGCGCUUCGCGUCGUCGACCUUCGAAUCCUGCCAUGGCUGCAGCUGACGCAGCCGAGAGACGCGCCGCUCUCGUCAGGGAGCCGUCUGCCGAGGCGGCUAACAAUGGCGCGACUGACGCUGCAGCGAAAAGGCCGGCGAAAGAGAGACAAGCGUCCUCGAGUAACCGGAUCGACAAGUCGGAGCUUCCCAGUCCGCCUGUACUGCCUCCCAUCCAAAACUUGGCGCCGUUCCCCGAAUUCGAGGCGGCAUCAAAGCCGAAGAAGGAGAGAGACCUGCCCGCUAUGCCCAUGGCGGCUGACGAGCCCGAGACGAGCAAGUUGAUGGUCGCUGUGAGCGCUCCCACCGAGUCCAAGCCUCCGAGGCUCUCAUUCCUGCGCAAGUUCAGCUCCAACACUCAAACCAGCAGAAACACGGACAGCGGGGCGGACUCACCCGCUCAAGAAUCAUCGACUCGAGGCGGCGGCGCAUUCGGCUUCACCCGCCAGCCACUGACGACUAGUGUACCGUUGGACGAGAUGGAUCCCGCCAUCAAGCCGGCACUCGACGGAGAGGUGUCGCAGCCCAACAGCUUGACGCGCGCAGAGAGGCGGUACCUCGAAGUGCAGAAGGCUUUAGCCGUGGAGAGGGAGAAGCAGGCCGAGGCGGAGAAAUUGCGUGCGGACGACAUCCGGGCUUCGCAGACCCGCAAGGAGAAGGAGAGGGAGAGGAAGGAGAGCGAGGCUAAGAAGAGGGCCGAGGAGCAGAAGUGGGAGAUGUGGGAGGAGGUGAGACGCAGGCAGAAGAGUGGUAACCCCACGAGCACGCCCGUACCUCCGGCUAUUCAGAGGCUGUACAGCGGUGCGGCGAAUGAAGGCGGCGGAGGGUCGUCGAAGGCAGCGGCCAAGCAGGCUGCUUCGCCCGCUGCAACCGCCGCAUCUACUCCGGCAGAGCUGGGAUCGUCUACGACGCCUGACAGCAGCGCUGUAGCUGCGGCCCCUUUGCCAGCUGCAGUCUCUUCGACAAACGGCACCUUUUCUAUGUCGAACGCGCAACCCGCUUCGCCCAAUGACAACAGUCACGGUAACGGCAAUGGCAGUGGCAUCGGGCAGCGCAUCGAGCUAGGUCUGGAACGCAUCACACGCCUUCUCGCCCGUCUCGGCUCGCCUCACAAGCGCUUCCCCGUCAUCCACGUCGCCGGCACCAACGGCAAAGGCAGCACCAUCGCCUACCUCGACUCGAUCAUCCGCAACGCGCUCGACAUUCGCACAGGAACCUUUGUCAGUCCGCACCUCAUCGAACGGCGCGACUGCUGCAAGGUCGACGGCGAGGUCGUGGUCAAGGAUGUGUGGAGGCAGGCGCAGUCGGAUGUGCUGUUUGCCGACCAGGGGCUUGAUAUUGCUGCCAGUGCGGAUGACGAUGGACAGCCGUUGAAGUCGUCGCCGUUUGAAUUGCUGACUGCUCAGACGUUCCAGGCGUUCUCGCUGCUGCCGGAAUCAAGGCGGCCAGAGGUACUGCUGAUUGAGGUGGGACUGGGGGGGAGGCUGGAUGCCACGAAUGUGUUUGACGACUCGCAGGUGUUGGCUAGCAUCAUUUGUCCGAUUGAUCGCGAUCACGAGGCGUUUUUGGGGAGCAAGCUGGAAGGCAUCGCGCGCGAGAAGGCCGGGAUCGUCAAGGACAAUGGGCUCUGUGUCAUCGCCGAUCAGAGGUUGGAAGAUACUUCGGCCGUGGAUCAGCUUGCGCUGGGCCCGCUCGAGAACGAAGCCAAGCAGUUGGGGGCUCGAGCAGCGGGGAUCUUGGACUCGGUGCGCAACGUGUGCAUGUCCCGCAAUGCGCGGCUGGUCAAGACGUAUAUCCCGUGGAAGCUGCUGUCGCUCCCACCGACGAAAUCGGAGCGAUGGGGCAGCUCAAUUGAUUUCACGCCACGUCUGGCUCCGACGCUGUUCCUGUCGACAUCGGGAUUGAAUCCGCCGUCGACGUUUGUAGCGCAUCCGCACGAUCCGGUCGUGUUUUCGGUGCCCGUCAGCGUCGAGCGCACGAGAGCCAACCUGACGGGCGUCUGCAUGGCGGUUCAGACGCUCUCGUCGAUCGCGCGCGACGAGUGGGCGCAGGAUCGAUGGGAGGAGCUGCGCACGCGGAUCAUGUGGGGGCUGCGCGACGAUGCCGAGGCGAAUCUGCGCGUGAGGGAGUCGAUCAACGCGGUGCGAUGGGCGGGGCGGUGCUCGUGGCAUAAAGUGGAUGGUGCGGAUGUGCUGGUGGAUGGAGCACACAACGAGUCGAGUGCGAUCGCGCUGCGAGAGUAUAUCGAUGGGUGUCUGGCCGCGCGCGCGUUGUCGGAUCCAGUGGCGGACGGGCCGAAGGGUAAAGCGAAGAGCAAGGCCGAGGCGCAGCAGUACGAGGUCACUUAUAUCUUUGCCUUCUCCGAAGGCAAGGAUUACGAGGCUAUGGCGCAGGCACUUCUGGCGCAACCUGGUCCACUGGUGGAGCGCCAGAACGUCGCGCUGACGACUUUCAGUCCUCCAGAGGGCAUGCCCUGGGUAAGGAGUGUGGAGCUUGCCGAUUCGCUGGCGACGCUGAAACGCGUCGCUCAGACGGUGGAUGUUGGAGAGCUGAGGACGUUUGGCGAUGUAGAUGGCGCGAUCGAGUGGGCCAAGCAGAGGAAAGGGCCGGUGGUGGUGGCAGGAAGUUUGUAUCUCGUUGCGGACACGUAUAGGUUGCUGUUGAGGAAGGGCGUCUGGUCCCAGUGA